GUGACAAAAGCGUCAAAAAUUAAACAAACUUGCGAGGACGGUGAAAUUAUAAAUCUAUUUCUAUAACUUUGGAGUAAUAAGCUUCCUAGUUCUCGUUAAACAUUAUACUUAAAGAUAGUAUCACCAGCUUAAAACUAUUGGUUUCUUAGAAGCAAUGUUGUGGUCGCGCGUUUUGCCUGGCGUGAGGCGCGCGGGCGCUCGGCUCUACGGCGCCUUCCACGACCCGCUGGACCACGUGACCGGCAUCGAGAAGAAGGAACUGCUGGCCCAUCUCGCGGGAAACUGCGACCCCUUCCACAUACUAGCUAUUAAACGAGGGCCAGGCACCCGCGAGCGGCCUAACCUAAUGCCGAGCGCGAACCCGUCGCGGCUGAUGGCGUGCCUGUGCAACGAGCACGUCAUGCACCUGGAGUACAUGUGGCUACACCAGGGCGUGCCCAAGCGCUGCGGCUGCGGCUACUGGUUCGUGCUGUGCCCCGUCGCGCCUUUUGUAUAGAUAUUUAUUGAAAAUAAAAGAAAUAUAGACUGA
Molecule: messenger RNA, 529 nt
Organism: Ostrinia nubilalis (European corn borer)
Lineage: Eukaryota; Metazoa; Arthropoda; Insecta; Lepidoptera; Crambidae
Product: cytochrome c oxidase subunit 5B, mitochondrial-like
Exons: 2
Coding region: 155-496 (113 amino acids)
Biological process (GO): mitochondrial electron transport, cytochrome c to oxygen
Cellular component (GO): mitochondrial envelope
Source: RefSeq, a predicted model, not a curated record